This is a messenger RNA of Orycteropus afer afer, 1131 nucleotides long. It is a transcript of the gene GPR15, whose product is annotated as G protein-coupled receptor 15. The record is from RefSeq and is a predicted model, not a curated record. NCBI's taxonomy places the organism in Eukaryota, Metazoa, Chordata, Mammalia, Tubulidentata, Orycteropodidae. Gene Ontology annotation, biological process: immune response; G protein-coupled receptor signaling pathway. Gene Ontology annotation, cellular component: membrane. Gene Ontology annotation, molecular function: G protein-coupled receptor activity.
UUGGCCUUCAAUCUUUAGUAAUGGAUCCAGAGAGAACCUCAGCUUAUUUGGAUUACGCCUAUGCUACAAGUCAAAUUCCUGAUGAGGAGGAGACCCCCUCCCAUGUUCCUUACACAUCUAUCAUUCUUCCCAUCUUUUAUACAGUUGUAUUUCUGACUGGAGUUUUGGGGAACCUUAUCCUCAUGGGGGCGCUGCAUUUCAAACAAGGCAGCCGAAGACUGAUUGACAUCUUUAUCAUCAACCUGGCUGCCUCCGACUUCAUUUUCCUUGUCACACUGCCUCUCUGGGUGGAUAAAGAAGCAUCGUCAGGACUGUGGAGGACGGGCUCUUUCCUGUGCAAGGGCAGCUCCUACAUGAUCUCAGUCAACAUGCACUGCAGUGUCUUCUUGCUCACCUGCAUGAGCGUUGACCGUUACCUGGCCAUCAUGCACCCAGCAGUAUCCCGGAAAUUCAGGACAAGAGACUGUGCGUAUGGAGUCUGUGCCAGCAUCUGGUUUAUCUCCUGCCUCCUGGGAUUGCCUACUCUUCUGUCCAGGGAGCUCACCCUGAUUGAUGAUAAGCCAUACUGUGCCGAAAAGAGAGCCACUGUCAUUAAACUAGCUUGGGCCCUAGUGGCCUUAAUUUUCACCUUUUUUGUCCCCUUGCUGAGCAUUGUCACCUGCUACUGUUGCAUUACAAGGAAAUUGUGUGCCCAUUACCAUCAGUCGGGAAAGCAUAACAGAAAGCUGAGGAAAUCCAUAAAGACCAUCUUGAUUGUAGUGACAGCCUUCACGUGCUCCUGGCUGCCAUUUAAUACUUUCAAGCUCCUGGCCAUUGUCUCUGGAUUACAGCAAGAACACCCUGUUCCCUCAGCUAUUCUGCAGCUGGGCAUGGAGGUGAGUGGACCCCUGGCAUUUACCAAUAGCUGUGUCAACCCUUUUAUUUACUAUAUCUUUGACAGUUAUAUCCGCCGGGCUAUUGUGUACUGCUUCUGUCCCUGCCUGAAGAACUAUGACUUCGGGAGCAGCACUGAGACGUCAGAUAGUCACCUUACUAAGGCUUUCUCCACCUUCAUUCAUACGGAGGAUUUUGCCAGAAGAAGGAAGAGAUCCGUGUCACUCUAAAAGGGGCUACGAAAUUUCAAGCUCUGUU